AUGUCGGAUGGGAUAACCGCACUUUUGCUUAUACUUUCGGUUUAUGUAUGUGAUCCACGCACAGCCAUGCGUGUACGGAUGUUAUGGACGAUAGCAGUCUUUCACUUCAUAUCCGUCCUAUCUUCGGACAAAAUACAAUCAAGCAUUCGAUGUACUGGCAACGCCACUUUCCCAAGCGAAGAAAAUGUUGUGUACAACUACUGCACCUACUACUACAAAUUUCUCACGGAUGAUUGUACAGGAAAGAAUGGUUCUUUUCAAGGAUACGGAUAUUUCACGAACGGAUCGUAUGGUCGCACCUGUGGUCCAUUGGCAAGAGGACAAAAUAUCUAUUAUAUUAUUUGUGUAUGCGACACCGACUACUGCAAUAGUUUGGAAGGCGUCCAGUCUAUUAUGGCAAAAAAUGCAAGAAUGACUCAAUUUGAUGUUUUUGCAUUAGAUUCCUAUCCAGAAUCUGAUUCAAGUAUUCGUAUGUAUAACUGUGCGAAAGAAGACAUAAAUGCAAAGUACCAAGUUAUCCAUGAGGCAGAAGAGGCUAAGAAAUUCAUGUUUUUCAUAAUUCUUGCUUCUGUCUUAGGAGGAGUUGGCAUAAUAGUCCUCCUUGCAAUUCUUAUUCCAAUUUUCAUAAAAAUCCGGAGAUAUCGUCAUAAGAAAUGGUUAGCAGAAACAUGGGAGGAACGUGUGAGAAAAGCUGCUACGGAACUAAAUAAACAAGAAGGAAAAGAACCAAAUAAAGUGAGUACAGGAAGAACACGUGCGGAACGCAAAGCUAAAAAAAUGGCAGAAUCGAAGGAAUCGAAGGAGAAAGGAUCUAAGGAACAGGGUUCUAAGGAAUCCGUUGAAAGAGGAUCAAAAGACAUGGGUUCUAAUGAAAACUUUCAAAACGAAAUAUUUCCGUCUGCGUUUGGUCCGAAUGAGCGGAGGAUGUCGGUUGACGGAAUUGGAUCAAGGGAGAACAUUGAAGGCGGAAAAAGAUGGUGA
Messenger RNA from Necator americanus (New World hookworm), 981 nucleotides. RefSeq lists its product as uncharacterized. The record is from RefSeq and is a predicted model, not a curated record. The transcript has 8 exons. Lineage: Eukaryota; Metazoa; Nematoda; Chromadorea; Rhabditida; Ancylostomatidae. Bases 1 to 981 code for a protein of 326 amino acids.